UGGAGACGAAUUUAUGAGUUUGAUACAGGCAUCGGUUACGGCAGCGACAUGGAAGGGUUACGACGGAUCAUCUCCUGUGGUGCUUCUGGUGGGGCACUCAUACAUCUGUCGAGCGGCACUGCGUGCGGAGAAUCGUCCAGGGGGAAAAAACCUUGGUUUUUCCGGCACACGUGUGAUUUGGCGAGGCGUCAGUGGCAUGCGGUGGCUGCAAGUACUCCCUGAGGUGGUUCGCUUUAGCCGAGCUUAUGAUGGCCCGCUGGUACUGGUAAUUCACGCUGGGGGUAAUGAUUUGUGCCAAGUUCGGGUAGCUGAGCUUAUUUCUCUCAUAAAAUCUGAUAUGGUUCGUUUCCCCCCAUUUUUUAUGGAUUUGGUUAUAGUUUGGUCUGAGUUGGUGCCCAGGUUGGCGUGGAGGGGUGCCCGCAAUGUUGCUGCAGUUGAUAGAUCCCGCACCCUGCUUAAUCAAAGAAUCUCGCGUUUUGUGCAUAGCCAGGGCUGGGUGGUGGUUCGGCACCGGCAAUUGGAAACGGAUACCCCCUUGUUAGCUGACGGGGUUCACCUUAAUGAGGCCGGUCUAGAUAUAUUUUUGUCGGGCUUGCGCGAUGGUGUAGGGAGAGCCAUUUCUCUUCUGGGUGGAGGUCGGAGUUCGGUGUAGGAUUACACGAACUCCUAGUGGCGGUUAUUGAUCCUUUGCCUGUAUUCGGCCUAGUAUAAAAGGCGACACCACAUGCCCACUGCACACAGUGGCCGGCAUUCGGGGUAAGAUAUAUAAGGUCAUAUACUUGACAGUUAACGAGAUACGUUUUGAAAUGGCAAGGAUCGGGAAUUAAAUAAAUAUAUACAGUAUAAAUAAAGCUGUGGCCGACUUUCACCCACUAUUCUGUUUCAGUGUGUUUUAUUCAUAAAUUAGCAUUAAAGGGCUUAUCCCUAGCUGGGGAAUAAAGGUUAAGUUCUAUAGGCUUAAACAUCUUCACAGUCUGAGCAGCGCUGAAGCAAGUAGCGAAAGCGCUACUGACUGGGAGGGGGAUUUCCCCCUUUGUAAGCAGUGGCGAAAAUUCGCCAGCGUGUUUGCGCCUGGCGUCUUGGCGCCUGGCGUUUUUGCGCAGGGCAAGAAC
Xenopus laevis (African clawed frog) is the source of this 1112-nucleotide messenger RNA. RefSeq lists its product as uncharacterized. NCBI's taxonomy places the organism in Eukaryota, Metazoa, Chordata, Amphibia, Anura, Pipidae. Bases 14 to 652 code for a protein of 212 amino acids. The record is from RefSeq and is a predicted model, not a curated record. The transcript has 2 exons.